Enhydra lutris kenyoni (northern sea otter) is the source of this 849-nucleotide messenger RNA. RefSeq names its product telomere repeat binding bouquet formation protein 2. Gene Ontology annotation, cellular component: nuclear inner membrane. The transcript has 7 exons. Bases 1 to 666 code for a protein of 221 amino acids. The record is from RefSeq and is a predicted model, not a curated record. Gene Ontology annotation, biological process: homologous chromosome pairing at meiosis; meiotic attachment of telomere to nuclear envelope. NCBI's taxonomy places the organism in Eukaryota, Metazoa, Chordata, Mammalia, Carnivora, Mustelidae.
AUGUUUCAAGGGCAGCGGGGUUGGUUCUGUGGCAGCGUCGGCCGAGAACUGAGGCAGUUCUGGGUGGCCGAAGGGGGCUCCAUCAAUGACCCAAAGGACGCCGACUUCUUGUUCAGCUGUGAUGCCUCCCACCCAGACACACUGAGAAUAUAUCAGAGCCUUGAUUACAUAGAAGAUAAUGCUACAGUUUUUCACGCCUACUAUCUCUCUGCAGUAGCUAAUGCUGAAAUGAAAAACUCGGUGGCUUUAGGUCAUUUCAUUCUUCCUCCUGCAUGCUUGCAAGAAGAAAUAAGAAGAAAACUUGGUAGUUUUAUUUGGGAACAAGACCAACAUAUUCAGAGAGAGAAGCAUGAUGAAGUAAUACCAAAUGAAAUAAAAGUCCUUAGGGAAAGCAGUGAACUAGCAACAGAUCAAGAAAAAGAAUUAUCCAAAAGCACAGAAAAGCAUUUUAUAAGGACUCCAGUUACAGAAAAGCAGAUGUACUUCCCUCUUCAGAAUUAUCCUGUGAACAACAUGGUAACAGGUUAUAUAUCAAUUGAUGCCAUGAAGAAAUUCCUUGGGGAGCUACAUGACUUCAUUCCUGGAAGCUCAGGAUAUUUGGCAUACCAUGUUCAAAAUGAAAUUAACAUGUCUGCUAUAAAAAACAAAUUGAAGAGAAAAUGUUAAGUUAAAUUUUCUUUAUAUCUAGGCAUUUAUUUUUUCUGAAAUUUCACCAAAGAUGUGCAUAAUUUUAUAUUCUCCCCUUUGGGAGAGGGGAAUGGGGAAAUGAGGGAGAAUUCUGUUUCUUUCUCAAAAUGUGUCUUCCGGAAUUUCAGAGUCAUUCUGGCUCCAUGAUUUGACAUUUGAGCU